AGACAUCUAGUCUAGAACGGCUAAGGCACUGUGAGUGAAGAAGAUGACUUGCACAUGGACCACAUGCAAGACUGUGAUCUGCAGAAUAGACGGGCCAUCUUUACUCACGGUAUCCAUGUUGGCCUGAGAAUCCUGAUGCCUCUCACCCCAGGAUCAGCCCCUAUCACCCCAGUUCUCAUCCACAGAAUGGGAAGUUUUGGACACCACCACAGGGAUGAUGCAGUUAACACACGGAGAGCUGUCCAACACAAACUGCCCCGAGUUGCUAACACAUGAAACCAUCACCAAGCGCCAGUUCACUUGUGAUGCCAGGACCUUUAUUCUGCAGAAGGCACUCCUGCCCCUCCUCCUGCCGUGAGUCCAGGGGACUCAGUCUGAGCUCCAGCCCCUGCUUUCCUGGUGUCUGUGGUGCUGCCUCUGACUUGUGUGUCUGCUGUGUUACACCCCAGAGGGAAAAUGUGUCCCACAGGGGGCAUGAGACCUGCAUGAUGUGAAGUUUCCAAAGACAUAGGCUGGAGAUGCUAGUGGGAACCUGGUACCUGUUUCCUAGGCAGCAACCGCCUCCUACCUUCCCACAUUCCUGGGCACCUACAGGGCUUUUGCCAUCUACUGUGAGUAAGAAUCCCUUAGAAGAAAUGGAGCAUCUCUCAUAGUCAACAGAAGAGUCCAAAAUGCAGUACUUGGAUGCAGUCUCCAAAAUGACAGAAUGAUCUCUGUUCCUUUCCAAGGCAAACCAUUCAAUAUCACAGUAAUCCAAGUCUAUGCCCCAACCACUAAUCGUGGAGAAGCUGAAGUUGAAUGGUUCUGUGAAGAGAUACAAGACCUUCUAGAGGUAAUACCAAGAAAAAGAUAUCCUUUUUAUCAUAGGGGACUGGAAUGCAAAAGUAGGAAGUCAGGAGAUACCUGGAGUAACAGGCAAGUUUGGCUUUGGAAUACAAAAUGAAGCUGGGCAAAGGCUAACAAGAGUUUUGCCAAGAGAAUGGGUCAUAGCAAACACCCAUUUCCAACAACACAAGAGAAGACUCUACACAUGGACAUCACCAGAUGGUCAACACCAAAAUCAGAUUGAUUAUAUUCUUUGCAGCCAGAGAUGCAGAAGCUCUGUACUGUAAGCAAAAACAAGACUGGGAGCUGACUGUGGCUCAGAUCAUGAACUGUUUAUUGUAAAAUUCAGACUUAAAUUGAAGAAAGUAGGUAAAACCAUUAUGCAAUACAGGUAAAACCUAAUCCAAUCCCUUACGAUUAUACAGUGCAAGUGACAUAUUCAAGAGAUGGAAUCUGAUAGACAGAGUGCCUGGAGAACUAUGAACAGUGGUUCCUAAAAAUUGUACAGGAGGCCAUUAUCAAACCAUCCCCAAGAAAAAGAAAUGCAAAAAGGCAAAAUGGUUGUCUGAAGAGGCCUUACAAAAUAGCUGAGAAAAGAAGAGAAGCUGAAGUCAAAGGAGAAAAGGAAAGAUAAAACCAUCUGAAUGCAGAGUUCCAAAGAAUAGCAAGGAGAGAUAAGAAAGCCUUCCUCAGUGAUCAAUGCAAAGAAAUAGAGGAAAACAAUAGAAUAGGAAAGACUAGAGAUCUCUUCAAGAAAAUUAGAGAUACCAAGGGAACAAUAAACUUGGGCACAAUAAAUGACAGAAACUGUGGAUCUAACAGAAGCAGAAGAUAUUAAGAAGAAGUGGCAAGAAUACACAGAAGAAAUAUACAAAAAAUAUCUUAGUGACCCAGAUAACCACGAUGGUGUGAUCACUCACCUACAGCCAGAUAUCUUAGAGUGCAAAGUCAAGUGGGCCUUAGGAAGCAUCACUAUGAACAAAGCUAGUGGAUAUCAUGGAAUUCCAGCUGAGCAAUGUCAUAUCUUAAAAGAUGAAUGCUGUUAAAGUGUUGCACUCAAUAUACCAGCAAAGUAGGAAAACUCAGCAGUGUUCAUGAAGGUCUUUUUUCAUUCCCAUCUGAAAGAACAACAGUGCCAAAGAAUGUUCAAACUACUGAAAUGUUGUUGCUGAACGAUAAGACGCCGGGAUUCUUGGCCUCCGGAGGAGACGAAUUCUAUCCGGGGCCAGAGACGAGGCUGAAUCGCUCAGAGCUUUUGUGUAAUAAAGUUUUAUUAAAGUAUAAAGGAGAUAGAGAAAGCUUCUGACAUAGGCAUCAGAAGGGGGCAAAAGAGUACCCCCCUCCUAGUCUUUAGCUGUAUGUUAUAUAGUCACUCACAGUCUGUUAAUGAAAAGAAAGGAAUGUCAUAAAAUUUAGAAUGGCACCAGAUAAUUCAACCCUGGCCAUAAAACGAUUGACUUGAAUCUGGUAGAAGGGCAGAAUACCAACAAAUAGUUUCGUUUACAUAGAUUAGGGGAACAAUACCUGAGUAAGUAAGUUAGGCCAUUUGGCGGAACCAACUGGAAGAUAGAGUCUGGGGUACAUUAACAUAGCUUAAACAACAUUUCCAUAAGAAAAAGAAAUGUAUUGGUUAACUCAAGGUUUGAGAGUAGUUAGCUUUAGGUGAGACCAGGUGUCAUGGCAACACAGCAUUUUAAGAGAAACCUCCUUUUAAAUAUGUAUAGAGAAGGAAAAACAUAUCGCUGGUUUGUUUCUGCCUGCAGCUUAAGAGAGAUAAAAAUGUCUGGCACGUGCAGCCUCUUUCCUCCCUUUGGAGACCCCUGGCUUUCCUGCCUGAUAUCCUCUCACUACCACACAAUUGCACUCAUUUCACAUGUUAGCAAAGUAAUGCUCAAAAUUCGCCAAACUAGGCUUCAACAGUACAUGAACUGAGAACUUCCAGAUGUUCAAGCUGGAUUUAGAAAAGGCAGAGGAACCAGAGAUCAAAUUGCCAGUAUUCAUUGGAGAUCACAGAAAAAGCAAGAGAAUCCCAUAAAAACAUCUACUUCAUUGAGCACGCUAAAGUCUGUGACUGUGUGGAUCAUAACAAACUGUGGGAAAUUCUUAAAGAGAUGGGAAUACCAGACCACCUUACCUGCCUCCUGAGAUCCCUGUAUGCAGGUCAGGAAGCAACAGUUAGAACUGGACAUGGAUCAAUGGACUGGUUCCAAAUCAGGAAAGGAGAAUAUCAAGACUGUAUGUUGUCACCCUGCUUAUUUCACCUAUAUGCAAGUACAUCAUGCAAAAUGUGGGGCUGGAUGAAGCACAAGCUGGAAUCAAGGUUUCUGGGAGAAAUAUCAAUAACCUCAGAUAUGCAGAUGACACCACCCUCAUGGCAGAAAGCCAAGUGGAACUAAAGAACCUCUUGAUGAAGAGGAAAGAGGAGAGUGAAAAAGCUGGCUUAAAACUCAACAUUCAAAAACUAAGAUCAUGGCAUCUGGUCCCAUCACUUCAUGGCAAAUAAAUGAGGAAACAAUGGAAACAGUGACAGGCUUUAUUUUCUUGGGCUCCAGAAUCACUGCCGGUGGUGACUGCAGCCAUGAAGUUAAAAGACACUUGCUCCUUGGGAAAAAAGUUGUAACAAACCUACACAGCAUAUAAAAAGCGAAAAAGCUAUGACAAACCUAUACAGCAUAUAAAAAGCUGAGACAUUACUUUCCCAACAAAGAUCCAUAGAGUCAAAGGUAUGGUUUUUCCAGUGGUUAUGGAUGGAUGUGAGAGUUGGACCAUAAAGAAGUCUGAGUGCCGAAGAAUUGAUGCUUUUGAACUGUGUUGUUGGAGAAGACUCUUGAGAGUCCCUUGGACUGCAAGGAGAUCAAACCAGUCCAUCCUAAAGGAAAUCAGUCCUGAAUAUCCAUUGGAAGGACUGAUGCUGAAGCUGAAUCUCCAAUACUUUGGCCCCCUGGUGGGAAGAGCUGACUCAUUGGAAAAUAUUCUGAUGGAAGCAAAGAGCCAACUCAUUGGGAAAGACUCUGAUGCUGCAAAGAUUGAAGGCAAGAGGAGAAGGGGACAACAGAGGACGAGAUGGUUGGAUGGCUUCACUGACUCCAUGGACAUGAGUUUGAGCAAACUCCAGGAGAUGGUGAAGCACAGGAAAGCCAGUGUACUGCCAGCCACAGGGUUGCAAAGAGUUGGACUAAGUGACUGAACAACAACAGCAAGGCAGGUGCUGGGCCUUCUUCACAAGUAAAUACCAGGAUGAAGAGUUCAAGACAGAAUAAUUUUAAGAUGAAUUGUUCAUUUCCCCACCAUGGACUCUCUUUUCUUGAUGUUUCUUUGUUCCCAGAGAAAUGAGAGAUGUGGUUUCUAACCAGGAUAUUUGAGAGGAAAAGAUUCAGUUCCUCAGAAGGUGACUGGGAACCAUUUGGUGGCUUUCAUCUGCGUGGACCUUGGAAGGAGAUGAGAGAAAAUCCUUUUUUAUUUUUGAAUGAAGUGGAGAGACCAGAGGGUGGACUCUUUGGGAAAACAGUUCAAACAGCUCCAGCCACAUCAUGAGAAACGCUGGGCUGGAUGAAACACAAGCUGGAAUCAAGGUUGCUGGGAGAAAUAUCAAUCACCUCAGACAUGCAGAUGACACCACACCUAUGGCAGAAAGAGAAGAACUGAAGAGCCUCUUGAUGAAAGUAAAAGAGGAGAGUGGAAAAGUGGCUUAAAGCUCAACAUUCAGAAGACUAAGAUCCCGGCAUCCGGUCCCAUCACUUCAUGGCAAAUCGAUGGGGAAACAGUGACACACUAUAUUUAGGGCUCCAAAAUCAGUGCAGCUGGUGACUGCAUCCAUGAACUUAAAAGACGCUGACUCCUUUGAAGAAAAGUCAUGACCAACCUAGACAGCAUAUUAAAAAGCAGAGACAUUACUUUGCCAAGAGAGGUCCAUCUAGUCAAAGCUGUGGUUUUUCCAGUAGUCAUGUAUGGAUGUGAGAGUGGGAGUCUAAAGAAAGCUGAGCACUGGAGAAUUGAUGCUUUUGAACUGUGGUGUUGGAGAAGACUUUUGAGAGUCCCUUGAACUGCAAGGAGAUCCAACCAGUCCAUCCUAAAGGCAAUCAGUUCUGAAUAUUUGUUGGAAGGACUGAUGCCAAAGCUGAAACUCCAAUACUCUGGCCACCUGAUGUGACGAGCUGACUCAUUUGAAAAGACCCUGAUGCUGGGAAAGAAUGCAGAUGGGAGGAGAAGGGAUCAACAGAGGAUGAGAUGGUUGGAUGGCAUCACCAACUCAAUGGGCGGCUCCUCACGGGACUGCAGACAGGAGCCGGUCCUCGGAGCCCCCUGCUCCACAUCCCCGCACGAGGGGCAGGAGCCCCACACCAGCCACAGAGCCCAGGGAGGACACAGGGGGGAAAGUGUGUCCGCGGGGGACAGGAAUGAGACCUGCAGGGUGUGGAGCGUCCAGAGACGCAGACUGGAGACGCUGGUGGGCAACCUGGUGCCUGCCUUCCUGGGCCAUGACCCUGCCUACCUCCCCACAUUCCUGGGCACCUACAGGGCUUUUGGGACCCCCCAGCAGGUGCUGGGCCUUCUCUUCACGAGGUACGGAUGCAUCCUCCCUUACUGCGAUGAGGAUGGUGGACCCCUGCACCAGCUGAAAAUGGCCAUGGCCUCCAUCCUGGGCACCUGGCUGCAGCUUUACCCUGAGGACUUCCUGCAGUCCCCAGAACGUCCCUGCCUGAAGAUGCUCCUCGCAUACGCAGAGCUCAGCAUGCCCGACUCGGACCUGGAGCAGCGAGCCCGCCAUCUCCUGGCGCAGCUGGAGACCCUGGAGCCCACUGAAGCAGAGCGGCAUGCACCCGCUGGAGAAGAAGCUCUGGAAACAUCCCCAGACCUAGAGCCAACAGCAUCCCUACUACCUGCCACAGCUCCACAGUCAGAGCAAGCUCCAAGCCCAGCUCCCAUUCAAGUUCAAGGACUGCAUCAAAUAAACAUGCCGGCUCCAAACCCAAAGCCGCAGCGUGCUCAUGCUGUGGCUCUCACUUAGGCUUGGAAGCGAGGAAAAGUACCUCUAGGCUCCACUUCUAGAUCCAGAGAACGUGCAAGAAACAGCUCUCUUCCUCCUUCAGGGCCUGAAUCGCCCAGAAAUCCUGUGCCAGCACUGCUUCUACAGCCUCAGUCCCCAGACUUAAGCCAACCUCGGCCAGGGCACUGCCUCGGCUCUGGAGCUCCUUGGUGCUUUGCAGUCAGCUGCGGCUCCGGUGUUAUCCAGCUGUGCUUCUAGAGACCCCAGCAGACACAGCUUUUCUAGCAGCUCGGGCCCUGGAGCCAGGUCCUCCCCUAACAUCCCUGGAGCUGCUCCCGCUUCGUCCGCCAGCCUCGCCUUCCCAGGCAGAUGCUGUGCUGCCCCUGUGCCAGCACCAGCCCUGAGCCUGUGUCUCCACCCCGAUACUUCCCUCUCUUAAGAUGUGAUUUGAUUUUUUGAUUCCAUGUACAAACUUAUUUUUUCUGUGAG
This is a messenger RNA of Dama dama (fallow deer), 6301 nucleotides long. Its product is annotated as ral guanine nucleotide dissociation stimulator-like. Bases 5003 to 5833 code for a protein of 276 amino acids. The transcript has 10 exons. The record is from RefSeq and is a predicted model, not a curated record. NCBI's taxonomy places the organism in Eukaryota, Metazoa, Chordata, Mammalia, Artiodactyla, Cervidae.